UAGCGUUUUCAUUUUAUUUUGGCACUUGACGCAUUUAUUUUGAAAAUUCCCCUCCCGGAAAUCCUGGUUCUUUUACUGCAGACAUCCGGACAGCUGUUUCGGCCCACACUCCGGGCCCAGGUGUCACGGUGUUGCACCCGUUACUUCGGCCACACCCCUCGCGGCGCUCGCGCUGCUCCUGCUGCUCCUGCUCGGCGGGUGUCUCGCGCUGGGUCUCGCGCUGGGUCUCUUGCUGUUGGCGCGCUCACGAGAGGAUGGUUCUGUCCACGUCGCAGCAGGUCGCGCUGGCCUUCACGGCCGUGCUGUUCACGUUCGUCGUGCUGCCCCGGAUCUUCGGCGUCGGCGGGACCGGAGCGAAGGAAACGAGAUUUGACCCCCGUUACUCCAAACACGCCGGCGCGGCGAGGGCUCAGCCCGCCAACCCCAACGAGCCCGGCUCAUCGCAGACCGCCGAGAACAUGCAGCAGAUGAAGAAGCUGAUGGAGCAAGAGCUGAAGAGCGACAAGUUCAAGUCCAACAGCAACAAGGGCUACGUGUUCACGCUGAUGCCGCUCUACGCCGUCGGGGUCGGCGUGUUUGCAGCCUACAAGUUCUUGAAGAUCAAGUCUGCUGACGACCAGAAGCAGAAGCAGAAGGUCGCCAAGGGAACCAAUAAGUCUGUGGAAGCAGAGACGCAGCUGAACGAGCUGGAGCAGCGGCUGGCGCAGACGGAGAGGAUGCUGAACUCCAUCCUCACGCAGCUGGACCCGCUCACCAGCUGCGUGAAGUCGGUGGCCCAGGACCAGAAGAAUGAGAUCAUGUCUCAGCUGCAGACCAUCCGGAGCCUGAUGAAGAAGAGGGGGAUGGACUGCCCCCCCCUGACCGAGGCGUCCUGCGAGCGCAACCUGGACGACCUCAUCGAGACGCUGGGAGCCGAGCAGCCGGCGCCAGGGGCCACGAGAGACGAAGAUGGAGCCGCAACCGAAGGAGAAGAGAUGAAGGAGCUCGUACCGGAGGAGGAGGAGGAGGAGGAGGAGGAGGAGGAGGGUGGUGGUGGUGGUGGUAAAGAGGAAGGAUGGGAGGCCACUGAGGUCAUGCCUUCACUCGAGGACUCGUAUGAGACCAACAUGGAGGAGGCGGCAGCGGAGCGGCUGGCGUCCGGCCUCCGGCGCCGCACCAGGCCGGACUGACUGUGUGUGUGUGUCUGUGUGCCAUAAAUCAGACAAUCAUAUUCAAUUGUAUUCGUAUUUCUUGUGGUUAUUUAUUAUUACAUUUUUUUAAACAACUAUUAACAAAUAUUACUUAUUUCUUAGUUUUUUAUAAUUCUGAAUUAGUUUUAUAGAUUGUGUGUGUACCUAGUCCAGAUAUGACAACAAAGAACAACAACAACAAAGCGUUCUGGUUCUGGUGUUUUCUCUCCUGCUGACAUCAUGUUCCACCAUGCUACGUGCUACAUGCUCCUGGAAGUCUCCAGACUACAUCCUAACUCGUCCCCUCAUCGGGUUUGUUAACCUGUUGCAUACUGAUGCAUCAUGAGCUGGUGACCUGAGGGAUGUUGAGAUGUAAAGAUACAAGUACAAUGAAAACAUCCAGUUCCUCAUUUAAAGUAGAUGAAGGAAUGUGAUGGUUGGCAUCACAUGUCUGCAGUUUCAUGUCAGCUUGCCAUGGUCGUCGCCCACAUGUUGAUGGAAUAAAAUUGGCUAAAUGCUCGGCGACGUUAUUCAAGGUUUAUCGCAGUUCUAAUAUAAGAUGAAUUUAUUUUGUGACACCCACAUCGAUAAGUAGCUGGUUUCAUAUCUUCUCUGGUUUCCUGAGUUCGGAUUCUAAAGGUUUACACGUCUUAGGAUCAACCAAUAUUUGCUGUGAUUGAUUUAGUCAAAUGUUUCGUACCACUUCCCCUCCUGUGCAUCCUGUAGUGUGGAGUGUGUUUGAUGUGGGGGGGACUCGGAAGAAAAUAAAACCAUUAAAACGGUAA
Pseudoliparis swirei is the source of this 1954-nucleotide messenger RNA. It is a transcript of the gene ccdc107, whose product is annotated as coiled-coil domain containing 107. Gene Ontology annotation, cellular component: neuronal cell body; intracellular membrane-bounded organelle; neuron projection. Gene Ontology annotation, biological process: protein localization to cell surface; synaptic transmission, cholinergic. The transcript is spliced from 6 exons. Bases 255 to 1169 code for a protein of 304 amino acids. The record is from RefSeq and is a predicted model, not a curated record. NCBI's taxonomy places the organism in Eukaryota, Metazoa, Chordata, Actinopteri, Perciformes, Liparidae.